Messenger RNA from Ananas comosus (pineapple), 1255 nucleotides. RefSeq names its product protein EXORDIUM-like. The record is from RefSeq and is a predicted model, not a curated record. Bases 172 to 1122 code for a protein of 316 amino acids. The transcript has a single exon. Lineage: Eukaryota; Viridiplantae; Streptophyta; Magnoliopsida; Poales; Bromeliaceae.
UACUGUACGAAGCUCACGCGAAACACUCCAGAACCAACCCAACACACUUCAUCUCCCUUCCUAUAUAUAUAUAUAUAUGUAGAGGCCCUGGCCUUCUCCUCCUCUUCCUACAAGACACACAACAAUCUCGCCUCUCCUCUCCUCUCCUCUCCUCUCCUCUCCUCUUCUAAAAUGGCUGCUUCUCACUUGUUACUAGUACUAAGCAUGCUUCUGAUGAGCUUAGCCCGUGCGUCCACGGGGUCUCGAAAACUCGCAGCUUUGUACCAGCCACAACCGAACCUCCUCACGUACCACGACGGCGCGGUGCUCGAAGGCGACAUCCCCGUCUCCGUCCUCUGGUACGGUCGCUUCACCCCGGCCCAAAAAUCCAUCGUCUCCGAUUUCCUCCUCUCCCUGAUGGCCCCCGCUCCCCAGACGCAAACCGCUGCCCCUUCCGUGUCCCAGUGGUGGGGCAGCAUCGACCGGCUCUACCUGUCCAAGGCCGCGGCGGGGGAGGGGGAGGGGAAGGCCCGGAUCCUGCUGGGCGAUCAGGUGUCGGACGAGGGGUGCUCUCUGGGGAAGUCGCUGACGACGCCGCAGGUGGCGGAGCUGGCGGGAAAAGCACGGGGGGCGGCGAAGAAGGGCGGCGGGAUCGCGGUGGUGCUCACGGCCGACGACGUGGCGGUCGAGGGCUUCUGCGUCAGCCGCUGCGGGGCCCACGCCUCGGACCGGGACUCCGGCGCCGCCUACGUGUGGGUCGGGAACGCGGCGGCCCAGUGCCCCGGCCAGUGCGCCUGGCCCUUCCACCGCCCCAUCUACGGCCCACAGACCCCGCCGUUGGUGGCCCCCAACGGCGACGUCGGGGUCGACGGCAUGGUGAUCAACCUCGCCAGCAUGAUCGCCGGCGCCGUCACGAACCCGUUCGGGGACGGGUUCUUCCAGGGGCCCAAGGAGGCGCCGUUAGAGGCGGCGACGGCGUGCGCGGGGGUGUACGGGAAGGGGGCGUAUCCGGGGUACGCCGGGGACCUGCUCGUGGACCCCGCCACGGGGGCGAGCUACAACGCCAAUGGGGCCCACGGCAGGAAGUACUUGGUCCCGGCCCUGUUUGACCCGUCGACGUCCUCCUGCUCCACCUUGGUGUGAGACUGGGGGAGGGGGCGCACAAUUUUUGAUUACUUUGGGACGCAUGGUUGUGAUGUGUGAAUAUGGCUUUAUAGUACGUUGUUGUGAUUUUUUUUGAUUCAUUUUGAAGUAUGUAUGUCCUCUCUUGUUAACU